GCCAGGCCAGUUGGGGGCGUGCCCGCGCGACGUCGCUACGUCGGGGCGGGGCAAGGCGUGUUCCGGUCCUCCUCCACGGCUCGCACCGCAGGCCGGAACGCGAUCGCGUGAACCGACGGGACUGCCGGACCGUAGCGCGAGGCACCGUGGGCCGGACCGCCGCGGUGCGCGCCCGGAAGCAGCCGGUGGCUUGACUUGGGAGCCAUGGCCACCGCGGUUUUGGGAGCUGCCGCGCGUGCUCUGCGGCCGCCGUGCUGGUGUCUGGGAGUUUGGCAGACACAGGUUAGAGACACACACCAGCGAGCUUCAUUGUUGUCUUUCUGGGAACUCAUUCCCAUGAGAGCAGAACCUCUGAAAAAGAAGAAGAAGAUCGAUCCUAAAAAAGAUCAAGCUGUAAAGGACCGUUUGAAAAAGAGGAUCCGAAAACUAGAGAAGGCUAGCCAGGAGCUAAUUCCCAUUGAGGAUUUUAUUAUCCCCAUGAAGUUCAUGGAUAAAGAGAGACAGCGGCCUCAGGUAGAGCUUUCCUUUGAGGAGGAGGAACGGAGAGCUUUGCUCAUGAAGAAGUGGUCCCUGCACAAGCAGCGAGAGCAUGAGAUGGAGAGGGAAGCCAUCAAGUCCUUGCUCCAGGCCCAGCAGGAAGCUCUGAAGGAGCUGCAGCUCACAUCCCAGGAACUCUAUGCGGAGGCCAUCAAGCGGGACUACAGUCUGUUUCCCUUUGAGAGAGAAGGGCCAGAUUACACACCACCCAUCUCCAACUACCAGCCCCCUGAAGGCCGGUACCAUGACAUCACCAAGGUGUACACACAGGUGGAGUUCAAGAGGUAGAGCUGCGGGCCGCUGUCUGAACACGCUGCCCUUGGAAGCCACAAUGACCAGAGCUCAAGCCUCCUUGUCACAGAAUCAGGCAUGCUGAGAAUAAAUGU
Molecule: messenger RNA, 923 nt
Organism: Pipistrellus kuhlii (Kuhl's pipistrelle)
Lineage: Eukaryota; Metazoa; Chordata; Mammalia; Chiroptera; Vespertilionidae
Gene: MRPL40
Product: mitochondrial ribosomal protein L40
Exons: 4
Coding region: 205-825 (206 amino acids)
Cellular component (GO): mitochondrial large ribosomal subunit; mitochondrial ribosome
Source: RefSeq, a predicted model, not a curated record